AUGUGCGCGCACUUGGCGCUGCCGCCGCGGCCCGCGUACCCCGGCGGGGCCGCCCGGGGCCGCCUGGAGCUCGGCUGGAGCGCGGCCGGGGCCGCAGCACAGGCCCCCACAGCGGCCGGGCACUCUCCGCAGGCUGCGGCCGGGAGGCACACGGCAGAAGUGUCCCCAGCUUCAUCCAGUUCUGGGAAUUUCAGCCAAUUCACACCAGAUUCAGCCACCAGUCCACAUUCCUCAUCCCCACAGCCUUCAGCUAAGUCUCAGAAGGGCAGAGAAUAUGGCGUGGAGGGGAUCAGGAAGACCAAGAGCCGCACAGCUUUCUCCAAGGAGCAGCUGCUAACCCUGCACCAGCGCUUCCAGAGCCAGAAGUACCUCAGCCCCCAGCAGAUCCGGGAGCUGGCUGUUGCCCUGGGGCUCACCUACAAGCAGGUGAAGACUUGGUUCCAGAACCGCAGGAUGAAGCUGAAAAGGUGCCAGAAGCAGAGCCUGUGGAGCGAACGGGCUCAGUGUCUCACGCAAAGUGGCUUCCAGAGCGGAACUUACCUGGAUGUGCACCCCAAAUUCCACCAGGGCUACCCCAUCACCACAGCUGGCAACGUGCAAGCCAUGCCUGCCCCCUGUCAGCACUAUGGAGCAGGGCAGAACGCUUACACAAUCCUGACCAGCGAGGAUGGAGGAGUCUUUGGCAAAGGCGGGGGGACCUGCAGUGUCCAGCAGACAGUGGGCUUCAUUGCUCAGCACAAAGUAGACUUUUACCACAGCUAUCCUGGCACUGUGGAAUAUCCAGGCUCCAAGACAGGUGAUGGCUGUAAUUUUCACCACUCAGCCACCAUGGGGGCUCCUUUCCCAACUGCUGCCAGCCAUCAUCUUUAUCAUUCCUAAGCACUGUGGAUGUGGGGUACUUGGGCAGCCAGGAAUCAAAUCUUAUUCUCAUCUCUCCCGUUGUUAUUUGUGUGCUGGCCACCUCAGGGACACCUUGUAGCUAAAACCUGUUUUGGCAUCCAGAUGUGUGCCUGCAGACAUGCAGCUGUGCAGAGACCCAGACCCAUUUGCCCAGGUACAUGCACACAGAACCCUUCAUUUCUAUGCUCUUACAUGUGCACACACAUAUUACUUUCUUGAUUGGCACAGACAACCAAGCUCUCUUAUGGCAAAGCCCAAGAUCUGCCUACACAGCUUAUGCCCUGGAUCUUCUUAAUUAUGGAUCAUGUAACUUGUCUAAGGGGAAGCACAGAUCCCUUUGGGAAUCUCAUUUCUAUGUAUCACUGUACAGUUGUGUGUACAGAGCACAUGAAGCCAGGAGCUGUAUGGAGAGGUGCUGGUCACUUACCUUUAAUUUAAGUUGGAGAAGUUAUUGCCACAUGCCAGUUAUCCAUUUGAAGUGUAAUCCAUCAGUUCUGUAUAUCAGCCAUGAGAUGAAAUGAUGAAGUGUCUAAUGAAGGGAGUUGUGACAAGUAGCUUGCAGAAAGGCUGGUAAGAGGAUUUUAUAAGCCCUUCCUUCUAGUCUGUAUCUUUCUGUGCCUCCCCCUGAGAAAACCUAACAGUGCAUUCAAUUUGGCAAAUAAAAAAGAGUACUUUUAAAGCUUCAUUAUGUAUUUUUAUAUAUCUCUU
This is a messenger RNA of Melospiza melodia melodia, 1608 nucleotides long. RefSeq names its product homeobox protein NANOG-like. Bases 1 to 879 code for a protein of 292 amino acids. Gene Ontology annotation, molecular function: RNA polymerase II cis-regulatory region sequence-specific DNA binding; DNA-binding transcription factor activity, RNA polymerase II-specific. Gene Ontology annotation, biological process: regulation of transcription by RNA polymerase II. Lineage: Eukaryota; Metazoa; Chordata; Aves; Passeriformes; Passerellidae. The record is from RefSeq and is a predicted model, not a curated record. The transcript is spliced from 4 exons.